AUGUCCUCCCUUCCGCCCACAUCACCCGUAAAAGGCCACACCAGAGCUUCAUCCACAGACGAACGACGAGGUUAGUGCUUGCCCUCCUCUCCACACACUGCUCCUAAUUCCCCUAGUUUCCGUCCCCCGUCGACGAACAAAAGGCCCCCUAGACCUUGGAGAGUAAGCCAUCUAUCCACCCCUCACCAAAGCAAACAAGGCAAACAAAGCCUCCCCUGCUCUUUAUUGCUUGACAGUAGAGCUAAUGAAUGCCCUCCAAGUCCCCCAUUCAAAGAUCACCCACUCCCGACUUCCCCCACAGCCGCCCCAAUCUUCUCGCCCGCCUCUCCGACGGCCCCGAAACAACAAAUGUCUUCCGGUCUCUUCGAUAUGUACCCGCCCACCAUAUCCCGGGACUUCAGCUACCUCCUCCACCCUCAGAACUUCCACCCGCUCCCCCAGCACACCAUCCCCGCCGCCUUCCGUACAUCAGCCCACCAGCCCACGGCAUCCACCUCCCUCCACACACUCCUGUCGACGGGACACUUCCGUGCGGCAGCCAUAACUGCCGCUAACCAGCUCACUAAUCCCACUUCCCCGACCCCGCUUACAACUGAGGAGAUAUUCGAGCUCUGGUACAUCCGACUGAGUAGUCUUAUACUCAUCGGGAGCACCUCCACCGCGGCGCAGGAAAUAAAAGUAUUCUCGGACCUCGGCUCCAACUUCUACCGUGAUGCACGGGGCGGGCACUUGGCCCCCUGGGAACUCCGAGUUCUCGCAGUCCGUUUACAGGCCAUCGGCGUAAGCGACUGGCGGCGGAGCAUAGCGCUCUAUUACGAGCUAGCCCGCGAAGCCCGCGGUGAGAUACUGAAGCGCGAAGCGAAACCCGACUCCCCGGAACACAGCGUUGAGGAGAUUUCCCUCUGGAGAGGGCGUCUCCGUGACUUGGGAAUUCGUGUCGCUAGUGCGCUGGUGGAAAUGGGUGACAUGGCGGCCGCCUCCCGACAUCUGGAGGGAUUCCGAGUGAGUGCUGAUGAUCAUGAACUCAAGGCGAUAUUAUGUCUGCUGUAUGUGCGCAUCGGGAAUCUGGCGGCUGCGAAGAAGGUCCUUCCGGCGGUGGGCGGGGAGGAUAUAUGUGAGAGAAUUCUCUCUACGCUGAUACUCAUGGGCGAGGCUAAGUGGGAGGAGGCUGCCGUUGCGUGGGGGGAGAUUUCCGGCACUAGGGGGAUCGAAGAGGGUGGGGAUAUGGCGAGCAAUAAUUUGGCGGUUUGUCUGCUAUAUAUGGGGGAUCUAAAGGAGGUGAUUGUUUCCCUUCUUGACAAUUCCUGAUCUCGUGCUGAUAGAAUGCUUGCAGGCCCGAAGCGUCCUUGAGUCUUUAAUCGAUAACGGAACCUCUUUCACUGGUCUAACCUUCAACCUCUCAACAAUCUACGAACUCUGUAGUGAUAAUUCAAAAGUUCUAAAAGCAAGUCUAGCGGAGAGGAUAGCAGCUCAAGGAAAGGAAAUGACAGGUGCUAGUUUCAAAAUGUAA
Molecule: messenger RNA, 1510 nt
Organism: Tuber aestivum (summer truffle)
Lineage: Eukaryota; Fungi; Ascomycota; Pezizomycetes; Pezizales; Tuberaceae
Source: the annotation of a GenBank genome assembly